AUGGAAGAGAUUUAUCCUGCAGAUGACACCACUUCAUUCCUUGCCCAGCCUAUACCGCACAGGUUCGAGCUUGGGCAGGGCUAUACUCUCCGCAGACAUCGCUAUGAGCAGCUAGGAGACGAAGGCACCUUCAAUUGCCGGCGCGAUUGGGUCAAAUACAUCGGUCCCAUCGGCCCAUGGGGCAACAGCAAUCCUUGGGAUGGUAACUUCUGUUCCGUUGUGAUGCCUUUCUGCAAGCCAGAGAGACUGAGUUCUCCUAUAUCACGGAAUGUGCUUGCUUUUAUGUACGAUAAUGUCCUUGAGUCGGCUGCACAGGCAGCAAAAGCAUUGAUAAAUACGAAUACAGAGGACAUUCUGAUGGAUGAGCACAAAUACCGCACAAUCCGAUCAACGAUCGGUACGAAGCAAAUCCAGGCCAAGAUGAUGCUAGAUCUCCUCCUGAUAGACAAGCCCUGCGGGGAAGCGAUAAUCAACGAAUGGAAAAGAAUGGUCAAGACGACGGCGGGCUUGGAUAAAGCUCGUCAUUUUAAAAACUUGGAUGAUUAUAUUGAGUAUCGCAUUGUGGAUACCGGAGCACCAUUUACUGACUGUCUAAUGCGAUUUGGCACGGGAAUCCUCUUAUUCCCCGAGGAACAGGAACAUGUCUAUCCCAUUGUACGACCGUGUUACGCGGCGCUUGGCCUGGCGAAUGACUUCUACUCAUUUGACGUGGAGUAUGACGAGCUUUGCAACACCGAGGCCACUUCCAUGACCAACUGCAUUUGGCUAUACAUGCAAUGGGAAAACCUGCCCAUCGCAAAGGCCAAAGAGAGAGUGCGAGAAAUAACCUCUCGAUACGAGGCUGAGUUCCUCGAGCGUUCUCAGCAUUUCUGCGAGAACAGCCCAUGCUCGAAUGAGAGGACGAGGUAUUACCUUCAUGCUCUUGCACAUAUGGUUACCGGCAAUAUUUCAUGGAGUCAACACUGCCCUCGCUAUCAUCCAGCGCUUCGGGAUGGAGCUAGUAAAUGUUUUGGGUUAGCCGAUGGGGUUGCGCCCAGUCCAGAGCCUGAAGCGAAGCUUUCAAAGCUCCGGACAGACCAGAUGGGCUUGAACAGAGAAGAUACGAUCCAUGUGGAGUGCACCCAGCCUACCAGGAACCCCUCUUACAGUUCAGGAACAAGUAUUAGCGAAUUCAGCGAGAAAGAUAAGAGGCCUUUAUUAGGCACAGAGCAUGUGUACGCACCGUUCGAGUAUAUCUCUCCACUUCCAUCCAAGGGUAUUCGGGAUUCCUUUAUCGACUCUUUAAACACCUGGCUUGGGUCUCCAGAAAGGGUCGUCAACCAGGUGAAGUCGAUCAUCAGCACGUUGCACAAUGCUUCUCUCAUCUUGGACGACAUCCAAGACGCUUCGCCCAUUCGACGCGGCAAACCUGCUGCGCACACUGUAUUCGGCCACGGUCCAUCCAUCAACUCGGCCAACUUCCUCAUAUUCCAAGCGCUAGACGAAGCUCGAAAGCUGGACAGUCCGAACGCUGUGGAUAUCUUCGUGGAGCAGAUGCAGACAAUGCAUGUUGGCCAGAGCUUCGACCUAUACUGGGCUCGACAUAACAAGUGUCCAUCAGAGGCGGAGUACUUGGAGAUGGUUCGAUGCAAAACAGGAGGUCUAUUCCGCUUUGCAGUGCGUCUGCUCCUUGAUUCUAGACACCAGAAUAACCGACACCUACCACUCGAUCACCUCGCCGACCUUCUCGGUCAGCUCUUCCAAAUCCGCGACGACUACAAGAAUCUAGUCGCAGACGAGUAUACCGUCUCAAAAGGCUUCUGCGAAGACCUCGACGAAGGCAAAUUCUCAUUCCCGCUCAUCCACACCCUCAACACGCAGCCGAACCCGCAAAUCGAAGAGAUUCUUCACGAAGGCAGAGUGCGAGGCGGUUUGAGUAAACCCAUGAAGCUGUUAGUCUUGGAGCAGAUUAGGAAGGCAGGGAGCAUGGAGUACUCGGAGAAGAGGCUUAGUGAGCUGGUGGAGCAGGUGAGGGAGGAGAUUGAGCAUGCCGAGGACGUGGCGGGGUGCACGAAUUGGGCGUUGAGGCUUGUGCUGUAUAAGCUUGAGGAGUAA
Molecule: messenger RNA, 2094 nt
Organism: Aspergillus steynii IBT 23096
Lineage: Eukaryota; Fungi; Ascomycota; Eurotiomycetes; Eurotiales; Aspergillaceae
Product: bifunctional terpene synthase/polyprenyl synthetase family protein
Exons: 10
Coding region: 1-2094 (697 amino acids)
Biological process (GO): isoprenoid biosynthetic process
Molecular function (GO): prenyltransferase activity
Source: RefSeq, a predicted model, not a curated record